UGCAUCAGUAUCAGUGUGUAUGUGUGUAUCUUGACAACCACGUGAAAAUAUUAACCUACAAAAUGGGCCUAAAAGAAAAACGUGAAAAAUUAAAGAAUUCAGAAACUGAUGAUUUAAUAUUAAAAAAGAAAGGAGGAGGAAGUAUAAUAGACCAUAGACCACUAUUUUCCAAUGAUGGAGAAAUUCUAUUUAUUAUAUGGAAACAAACAAUUAGAGCUUACAGUGCUCAAACCGGAGAUUUUGUCAGAGAAUUUGAACAAGCUGAAGGCAGGAUAAUUGGAAUUGCUUUACAUCCAAAUUUUUCUAAUACAGUCAUUGGUUGUAUUAAUACAGGACAAUUAAUUUUCUGGGAUUGUCACAGUGGUCUUAUCACUUCAAAUUUGAAACUGGAGUUAAAUUCUUCAUCAGAAUUGAAAAUAAAGUAUUUUCAUAUUUUAAAAUACAAAAAUGAGAAAGGAAAACCAGUUCAACAUGUUCUUAUAAGUUACACGCUUAACAAUCCAGAUCUUAUUUGUUUAUCUGUCUAUAAUUUAAAAGGCAAAACAUGCAUCAUGUCCAAAACAUUAACGCAAGAAAGCAAUGUUUAUUACAUUGACAUUAUUGGAAAUUAUGGAGACAAUUUAAUUGCUGUUGGACAACAAAAUACAGUUUUUAUUUUAGAUCCUGCUCACAAUUUAUCUUUAAAAGUUACUAAAAUAAAUAGAAUAAUUACCUGCAUUGCUGGACAUCCAGAUGAUCAAUGCGUUGCAGUUGGAGAUUCAAGUGGUCGAGUUGUUUUAAUGAAAAAUUUAUAUCAAAAGCCAACUGAAUCCUCCUAUCAUUGGCACACUCUGCCAGUUAUUAUAAUAGCUUUCAGUAAAUCAGGUGGUCACAUGUAUACAGGAGGUGGAGAAUGUGUUUUGGUAAAAUGGACACUUUCAAAUACACAAAAUAAAGCUUUUUUGCCUAGAUUACCAGCGCCAAUAAAACAUAUUACAAUUGCUCCGGAAAAUAUUUACAUAGCUAUUUCUACUUUAGACAAUGGAAUUUCGGUUGUUAAUCCACAAUUAAAACUUACAUCUGUAAUACAAAAGUUUACCUGGGGUGUUAUGAGUUCAUCUAAAAAUUUAUUUACCGCUGGUCUUAUUGUUGAUCCUCGUACUGGAAGUCUUGUUUUAAAUAGUCGCACUGGUUUCGUUCAAUUUUAUGAUAUUCAUACAAAAAAUCUUUUGUAUAACGUUAAUAUAACGUCACAAAAUUUAUUAUCCCAAGAAAGAAGUGCAGUGAUUGUAAACACUGAAGUAACAAAAAUUGCCUUAAAUUAUGACGGAACAUGGAUGGCAACAGUAGAACAACGUGAGGAUGAUGUUUCUUAUACGGAAGUUAGGCUGAAAUUUUGGAACUUUGAUGCAAAAAAUCAAGUUUUUGUACUAAAUACAUCGGUAGAAUUUCCACAUGAGAAUGGAGUUAAUGCACUGAAAUUUCAACCAAAUACCUCGUUAAAUGGAUAUGAUCAUUUUGUUGUGACUUCUGGAAAAGAUAACAAAUUUAAAUUAUGGAAUCUUGUUGAUCCAGAAUCUACAUACAAACAAACGAAAUUCUGGCAAUUUUAUAGCGUUGGAUUUUAUCGUCAACUACCAUCGACUGAUGCUGCUUUUUCCAUCGAUGGAUCAAUAUUGGGUGUUGGUUUUGGUUCGAGUUUGACAUUAUGGGCUCCCGAGUCUAUGAAAUUAAAAGCUACUCUUUCUCAUAUUCUUUAUCCACAAACAAUAACACAUGUUGAAUUUGGUAAACAAGAAUUGUGCCAUUUAAUUGUGACUGGAUCAGCGGAACAUAUUGCUGUUUGGGAUAUUUUAACGCUUCGCGUUAAGUGGAGCGUUCCUUUAAAAUUAUCUACAAUAACUGCAGAUCCUUAUACUACUUAUUUUGCUGCUUUUACAAAAGAAAAUACAUUAUUUGUAUUCACACCAGAAAAUCCAAAUUACAUUUAUAAAAAAUUGAAUGUAAUUGAAAAUGACAGUUCAAUAUUAGGAACAACUUUUAUUCCCCUCAGUCGUGAAAGGAAGACAUCGAAAUUGAAUCAGUGGCAGAGAAAAUCGCAAUUGUUUUUCUUGGAUUCUAAUCAAGAACUUUUAACUUUAGAAUCGCAAUCGGAAUCUGAAGUUUCUUUAGAAACUUUAACUUUAAAUAAAAAUCUACCAGCAACGGCGUUUGCUCGAAUUUUGGCAGCAGAAAAUCCAUCGAGUAGAGAAAAAACUUUUUCAUUUGUUCAUGAAAAUCCUGGUUACUCGGAAAGAACUUUUGGUGAAGAAUUCUUUGGGGACGUUCCUUGUCAUACUUUACCACCACUAAGGAUGACAUAUGAAACUUUUUUCCUUCGGGCUGCUCAAGUUGCAAUUAAAUCAGAAGAUGAAAAUUUAUCUUGUCAAAAUGAAAUGGACGAUGUUAAAGAAAAUGAAGCUGAUGAUACCGAUGAAGAAGAAGAGCCGUUAUUAAUAAAUAAAACAGAAUCUUUAAAGUUUUGCAAAGAAGAAACAAAUGAAAAGAUGAUUGUCGAGGAGAAUUUACAUUUAAUUAGUCAAGAUUGGUCUGUUUUAUCUCAUAUAGUUCCCAGUCGAGAAGAUAGUUAAUAAAAUUAUCAAUGUGAAUUUUUAUAAUUGAAAUUUAACAUUAUUAAAUUUUAUUACGCCCAAUAAGGUGUAUAACUGACAGGAAUUUCUAUCAAUGAAAUAUUUAUUAAUAAUGUAUUAUAAUAAAUAUUAAUUUUUUUUUACA
This is a messenger RNA of Leptopilina boulardi, 2754 nucleotides long. RefSeq names its product WD repeat-containing protein 75. Gene Ontology annotation, molecular function: protein binding; RNA binding. Bases 63 to 2609 code for a protein of 848 amino acids. The record is from RefSeq and is a predicted model, not a curated record. The transcript is spliced from 15 exons. Gene Ontology annotation, cellular component: nucleolus. NCBI's taxonomy places the organism in Eukaryota, Metazoa, Arthropoda, Insecta, Hymenoptera, Figitidae. Gene Ontology annotation, biological process: positive regulation of transcription by RNA polymerase I; positive regulation of rRNA processing.